Molecule: messenger RNA, 1486 nt
Organism: Nyctereutes procyonoides (raccoon dog)
Lineage: Eukaryota; Metazoa; Chordata; Mammalia; Carnivora; Canidae
Gene: RTCA
Product: RNA 3'-terminal phosphate cyclase
Exons: 11
Coding region: 116-1216 (366 amino acids)
Biological process (GO): RNA processing
Cellular component (GO): nucleus
Molecular function (GO): RNA-3'-phosphate cyclase activity
Source: RefSeq, a predicted model, not a curated record
CCGGCGACCCCCAGCGCGGACGGAAGCGUCGGAGCUGUGGGGCCGGGCCGAGCGUCUCUUCCUUCCACUCCGGCCGAGGCUUUGUCGCUGCGGGCCGGGCCCCGGGGCGCCCCCGAUGGCGGGGCAGCGGGUGGAGGUGGACGGCGGGAUCAUGGAAGGGGGCGGCCAGAUCCUGAGGGUGUCUACAGCCCUGAGCUGCCUCCUGGGCCUCCCCUUGAGGGUACAGAAGAUACGAGCCGGCCGCAGCACGCCGGGCCUGAGGCCUCAACAUUUAUCUGGACUGGAAAUGAUUCGAGAUUUGUGUGAUGGGCAACUGGAGGGGGCAGAAAUCGGCUCAACGGAAAUAAUAUUUACACCAGAGAAGAUUAAAGGUGGAAUCCACACAGCAGAUACCAAGACAGCAGGGAGUGUGUGCCUCUUGAUGCAGGUCUCAAUGCCCUGUGUUCUCUUUGCUGCUUCUCCAUCAGAACUACGUUUAAAAGGUGGAACGAAUGCUGAAAUGGCACCACAAAUUGAUUACACAGCCAUGGUUUUCAAGCCAAUUGUGGAAAAAUUUGGUUUCCAAUUUAAUUGUGACAUUAAGAUGAGAGGCUACUACCCAAAAGGGGGUGGUGAAGUGAUUGUCCGAAUGUCACCAGUUAAACAGUUGAACCCAAUCAAUUUAACUGACCGUGGUUCUGUGACUAAGAUAUACGGAAGAGCUUUUGUUGCUGGUGUUUUACCAUUUAAAGUAGCAAAAGAUAUGGCAGCGGCAGCUGUAAGAUGCAUCAGAAAGGAGAUUAGGGAUCUGUAUGUUAACAUCCAGCCUGUUCAGGAACCUAAAGACCAAGCCUUUGGCAAUGGGAAUGGAAUAAUCAUUAUUGCUGAGACAUCCACUGGCUGUUUGUUUGCUGGAUCAUCGCUUGGUAAACGAGGUGUAAAUGCAGACAAGGUUGGAAUUGAAGCUGCUGAAAUGCUAUUAGCAAAUCUUAGACAUGGUGGUGCUGUCGAUGAGUAUUUGCAAGACCAGUUGAUCAUUUUCAUGGCAUUAGCUUGUGGAGUUUCCAGAAUAAAAACAGGACCAGUUACACUCCAUACACAAACAGCUAUACAUUUUGCUGAACAAUUAGCAAAGGCUAAAUUCUCUGUGAAGAAAUCAGAAGAUGAAGAAGAUGCAGCUAAAGAUGCUUAUAUUAUUGAGUGCCAAGGAAUUGGGAUGACAAAUCCCUAUCUAUAGGAUAUUUGCCUUUUAAAUAAUACUUCAAUGAUGUAUUGCACUAAUUCAUUUCAUAAAUACUAGAAACAAUGAAGAAGAAGUAACUUAUUAAAGGACCUGACAUAAAUAUGGAGAUGAAGUAUAGAGUGUUGUAGAUUUGCGGAGAAUGCUUCAUCAAAUUAAUCUCACUUUGACUAUCUCCUAAGAUAAAGACAAUGAAAUAUGAGAGUUGAUGAGUAUGUAUGAUGGCUGAUUUCAAUAUUAAAGUAUUGAGAUGGAGUAUUCUUUCCA